AUGCGGAUUAUAAGGGAGAAACAACAAGUAGGAGUGCAGUCAAUGCAUUAUGCGGAUUACAUGUUCUUAAUCAAGGUAUUAAAAAGAAAUAAAAAAUUAGAGAGUGUCUGCAAGAAGGUUGCAACUUGCAUCGCUAACAUACUCUGUGGCACCACGCCUGCGGAUGCAUGCAGGCUUUCGCUGGUUUCCAAGGUUUUCCGUUCGGCCGCUGAAUCCGACGUCGUUUGGGAACGUUUUCUCCCUUCCGACAUUUAUCAAUUUCCUCUGCUUCUCAACUAUGGUUAUGCUUAUGCUUAUGCUCCCAAGAAGGCCCUCUAUCUCGCUCUCGCAAAUCGCCCUAUCAUCAUCGAACAGGGUACAAAGAGCUUUCAACUGCACAAAAAAACUGGCAAUAAAUGUUACAUGCUUGCUGCCAGAUCUCUCGCCAUGGCUUGUGCCAAUACUCACUAUUAUUGGAUCUGGAUAACCGAUCCCGAUUCCAGGUUCCCGGAAGUUGCUGAUCUUAGAUUUGUGUGGUCGAUUGUAUUUCGUGGGGUGAUAAACACCCUUGUUUUGUCCCCAAAUACUCAAUAUGUUGCUAUUCUUGUUUUUAAGAUGAUCUAUCCUGAGAGUUUUUAUAAUUGUCCUAUGGAGUUAUCGGUUGGUAUCCUUGGUGGCCAUGGUAGUACCAAAUUUGUUUGUUUGGAUCCAAUCAUAAAAUUUCCAAACGACAGAGUUGUUGGAUUGCAACGUCCAAUAUUGAGAAGCGACGGGUGGUUGGAGAUUGAGAUGGGAGAGUUCUUCAAUACAGACUUAGAAGCUGAAGUGCAGAUGAGUGUCACAGAGGUUAUGGAUGAUGAUAAUGAUGAUGUUAAUGUGAAGUGUGGCCUCUUUAUCGAAGGAAUUGAAAUUAGGCCUAAGGAAUAAAAUUAAGCAAUCGUAAUUUCUUGUUCAAUUUAAGUCACAGAACUAUAUAUGCAUGGGUCUUGCGAAUUAGAUGGCAAAAUGCUGCUUCCCUAUUUUAUGUUUCAACUUUGAACUUUGUUAUGUCCCAAACUUUGAUUCUCCCCAUGUGAAGUAUUUGCAUAAGUUUUA
Molecule: messenger RNA, 1074 nt
Organism: Cajanus cajan (pigeon pea)
Lineage: Eukaryota; Viridiplantae; Streptophyta; Magnoliopsida; Fabales; Fabaceae
Source: RefSeq, a predicted model, not a curated record